CAUGGAAACGUGUUGAACCCGUUCUCCAGGGGACUCUGCGACGAUGACGUCACCGCGUUUGGGUUUCAUGGACCAUCAUGUUGUCUGAAACUUGAAGAAAUAAAAAGAGGAACGUCAGGACGUGGUGACGUACCCGGAAGUGUUAGAGCAUCAGCUGAGCUAGCAGCAGGCUGUACCCAAACUCGAGCUGACAGACCCAGAAGGAGACAGCUGGAGAGCUGUGUCCGUGGAUGGAAGUGUGCCGCUCAGCAAUGGGACCAGAGAGAGUCUUGCCGAGCUCCGAGGACGAGCUGGGGGAGGACGAGCGUCCAGGGGACGGAGCGGUGCUGCCCGCUGGGGCGGUGUGGGGUGGGGGAGAGGAGGCGGGGGAGGACGGGGGAGACAUGGAGCUGGAUGGAGAGGAGGAGGAGGAGGAGGGGGAGGAGAGCAGCGGAGGAUACUACUACCAGCCUCUGAACCAGGACCCGGACGGCCUGAACGGGGGCGAGCAGCCUGAGGACGAGGACGGGGGGGACGCGUCCCACUCUGAGGCGCUGCAGCAGGUGCAGCACAGGAUAGAGGUGAUGGGCCUGCACCUCCCUGAAGCUCCGCCUCCGGACAGCGAUGAGGAGGAGGACCCCGAGGGGGCGGCGGCCCAAAGGAGCCGCGCCUCCAUCCCCAUGGACGCAGACCACGUGGAGCUGGUGAAGCGGACGAUGGCGGCGGUGGCGCUGCCGUCUCUGGGGGUGCCGCCCUGGGCUCAGGAGAUCUCAGACGACCAGUGGAAGGACAUGGUGCAGCACACGCUGCAGGACCGCCAGAGCUCCUCUGGGCUCAGGAUGCUGCGCCGCGGCAACGUGCCGGGACCCUGAACGCACCUCCACAGCCGUCCCUGAACGCACCUCCACAGCCGUCCCUGAACGCACCAGCUCCUCCAUUCCUCCACCAUCUUACCCGAGCCGCCACAUUCUGUCCCGACCGGCCCUGAAUGCACCACGAACCGGCUGCUCAUGGUUCUGAUCCGGACCACAUGACUCACAAACAGGAAGUGACAUCAGUUAGUAGUUCAUGUAUUUUAUUAUUAGAAUCUGAUUGUUUCCUGUGAAGGAACCAUGUGGACCAGGUUCUGUUAGCGUGUUUCUGUCAGAACCAGUGAUUUCUGUGUGGAACCCGGUCCAACAUGGCCGGAUUUAUUUUCUCUGUACAUACAUGAACAUCUGAUUAAACGUCUGUACACCAUGA
Fundulus heteroclitus (mummichog) is the source of this 1221-nucleotide messenger RNA. It is a transcript of the gene mea1, whose product is annotated as male-enhanced antigen 1. Gene Ontology annotation, biological process: spermatogenesis. The coding region runs from base 231 to 851 and encodes 206 amino acids. The record is from RefSeq and is a predicted model, not a curated record. Lineage: Eukaryota; Metazoa; Chordata; Actinopteri; Cyprinodontiformes; Fundulidae. The transcript is spliced from 5 exons.